AUGACCUCGCCGAAACAACCGGGACAAUUACUUAUCGUUAUCUUGGGAGAUCCAGAAGUUUCCGAGACGUUGAGCCGUCAAUUUGAUACCGUUGAACGUCCUGACAAACCAGUACACGUUCCUAGCCGGGACGCGCCGCAUAGGCUUAUCCGGACGGGAGAGAACGAAACGGAGAUUUUGAUCGAAUUAUGGGAUAGAGGAGGAUACGAUACCCAUGGGAUUGUCAAUUUUUAUUGUUCCCGCGGCCAGGCAUUUAUUAUCGCCUUCAGCAUGAACUCCAAAAAGACUUUUGACGCUAUUAGGAAAUUCAAGUCUGCGAUUGAGCAGGCUGGACGAGGACAGUGUCCUCAAACCCUGGUGGGAAUGUAUAAUCCUAGCCGACAAGUGGAGGUGACGGAACAAGACGCCAAAGAGCUAGCUACGGAGUUGAAACUUGGGUACUUCAUUGUCCAAACUACGAGCUUUGACCAAGUUAUGGCGCCGUUUUUCCACCUAUGUCGUCGUCAAUCUCAGCAAACCGAAUCGGACAUGUUGGAUAUCCAGCCGCCGGCCGGCUAG
Molecule: messenger RNA, 558 nt
Organism: Cladophialophora immunda
Lineage: Eukaryota; Fungi; Ascomycota; Eurotiomycetes; Chaetothyriales; Herpotrichiellaceae
Exons: 2
Coding region: 1-558 (185 amino acids)
Biological process (GO): signal transduction
Cellular component (GO): plasma membrane
Molecular function (GO): GTP binding; GTPase activity; GDP binding
Source: RefSeq, a predicted model, not a curated record